GUCAGACCCUUACUAUGUUUUAGCAGGUAAGUAAUAUCUGCUUGCAAAAUUCAAGCCAAACCCCAUGUAUGUGUACAUCCAAACUGCUUUAAUUUUGGACACCCCUGCAACUUCGAAGAAAAGAUGGGAAAGAAAAACAAGAUGAAGAAGAAGAAUCCAAAGCCAAAACAGGACCAAGAUGGCAAUCACAGUAAUGCUGCAAUGGAACAUCAGAACAUUGAGCCUGAAGAUGUCAUCAGUUGUUUCCCUGAUGAAAUCAUUUUCCAAAUCGUUAGCUUCCUCCCUUUUGAAUCUGCUGUCCGCACCACUUUCCUUUCGAGACGAUGGAAUGGCCUUUGGAGGCGAACUUUGGUGCUUGAAAGAGCCCUGGAAGAUGCUGUUGUUACUAUAUUCAAUCUUCUUUAUGAUUUCGCCGAACCCAAUCGACCAACAAACAAAUGGGGAUUACAAUUCAACCUUGGCCAAGGUACACUCCUCUUUGUUUCCAUUACACCUAAUAGAACGCUCCAUCUUGAUUUCACCGCCGGUGAACAAGAAUCCUCAGCUACAUUUGAUUGGUGUCUGCCAUUGAGUCUUCCGUGGCGUUGCGAGUGGCCAUCGCCCUAUAAUCAAGACAAGAAGAUAAUGGAGUUGAAUCCCCCUUUGCCCUUUUCACAACAGUUCAGAAUAAAAACCCUUUAUCUAAUAUCAGUAAGCCAACUCUCUAGCAAAGCACUUACUUGUUUGGCGUCCAAUCUCCCAUUUCUCGAGAGCUUGAUCGUUGAAAGGUGUAAUGGAGUUCAAUCUUUAGUUGUAGAAGAUGCCGGUGUUCUUCAAAAGCUAAUUGUCUUGGAUUGCCCCCGAUUACAAUCUCUCAGUUUUCAGGGUCCCCGUUUACAGUGUUUCCGAUACAGAGGCAACUUAGUGUCCUUUCAUUUGAAAGCAUGUUGCAGAUGCUAUUAUGCCGACGUAUAUUCCAUGUGUGAUUGCGGAUUAUACCUAGAAGACGCCAUGGUUGAUCUCAGACAAGGUCCUCUAACACAAUGGACUUGGGACUUUGAAACAACCAUUCGUCCUCAUCAGGCUUCCUACGGAAACUACCGCUGCGGCUGUGCCGGCGAGCAUAAAUGCUUCAAAUCGUUUUUGAGAAGCAUAAAUGGUGUUAAGUCUUUAACAAUAUGCAGAUGGUUUUUCGAGCAAACAUUGUGCGAGAAUUUAUACAGUUCAAGUGGAGGACCUGAAUUUUAUUUCAAAAGACUAAAAGAGCUGUGGUGGAUUGAUUGUUCAAUGGCCAGGCACAAUAUCAAUGCCUUACUUUGCUUCCUCAGGCUUUGUCCUAACUUGGAAAGACUUUGUGUCACUAUUGAUCCCAAAUGCUAUGACUUUAGUAGUGGAACCGAGAAAUUCUCUGCCAUAGUCAGUGCUCCUGCAAAUCUCAAUGGUCUAAAGGUUGUGAAACUAGAAGGAUUUGCAGAUAAGCAAAUGGAGUUUUUAAUGGCAAGGCGAUUGAUACCUUUAUUCCGAGAAACUACUCCGGUAAUCAUAUCGGAAUCACACAGGAAAUGUUUGAAGCAUUUGGUAAAAGUAGCCAAGUUGGAGAAGAAAGGGAAGUAUCCGUACAAGUUCAAAAUGGUUGAAAAUCUUGAUGAUAGAUUUCCAAAUCAUCUUCAUAUGAACCUUUAAUUUAAUUAUGAUUCAAUAAGGUUCCAUUUAUAUGUUAUUUAAGCUUUUUUCUGGGAAAAUGUCAUGCCAGGAUACCUCUUUCGAGAGGUAGUUUCUUAAAUGAUGUCAUAUAUAUGUGGAGGAUAUGCUAAUCAAUAUUAUUUUCUUUUAAAUAUUAUCAAAUGUUAUCAAAUUCAAUUGCUUACAAUUCUAUAUAUAUGUGUUUAUAUAAAUGUCCUUUCUCAAAAGCUUUACAAUACCAAAAUUGCAAUUGCUGACAAGGUACACUCUUUAGACAUACAACACAGUGUAGGCUGCCGGUCUGAAAUACUACUUGUAUCUGUUGGUUGACAUGUCUAUGCUUGGAUUAUAUGCUCUAACAUAAGAUGUAAUGUUUGAUAUUUAGAAGAAUUCGAAUAAAAAUAUCAAACGAAAACUGAGGAAGAGAAUCAGAGUCAUGAUCCAGUUGAUGACUAUAACCCUACAAACACUUCACGUUUAAGGCAUUCGGAUAUCAGUAGUUUAAAAGAUGAUGUUUUAUGCCAAAUUGUUCCCCGGUUCAUCUACAAAUGGAAGAAGCAUGAUCAAUAGAAGAAAGACUCAGCUAAUUAUAAUAUGGGCCCCAAUGAUUUCAUCAGUAGUUUACUAGACGAUGUACUUCGCCUCAUCAUUUCAUUACUUCCUUUUGAAUCUGCAUUCUGAACUUGUUUUCUUUCAACUCACUGGAAACAACUCUGGAGAGAGGCUUUGUUGGAUUCAGUCCAUGAUGUAACCGUGGAAGCUGCCAUUAAGCCAUACAAAUCUUUCUUAAUGGUUUUGAUGUCCACCAUUGACCAAGAAAUAAGUGGGGUUUCAUGUUUGAAUUCAGCCAUGGAUUGCUACCAUUUCCUACAAUGGUUCACUUUAACUUGAUUUCUCAGCUGGUCAACAAGAAUUCCCAAGGCCAUUUGAUUUGCUUUUGGAGCUGAAUCUUGCAUCGGGUAGUUUAUACAUCGCAUUGAAAUGAUUUUGAUUGGUGGUGGCUUGAGGGAAAUUACUUGCAAACCCGACAACCACCUUUAAACACAAUGAAAGUAAAAUCUUUGAAUCUCAUAUCAGUGAGCCACCUUUCUAAUAUGGAAGUUGCUUCUUUGGUUCCAAAUUUGCCAUUUCUCAAAAGCUUGACAAUCGCCAAAUGCAAUGCUUACAAUCUUUAGGGAGUCAUCCUCGAUUGCCCCAAUAUACAAUCUCCCAGUUUCAAAGGUUACUGUCUAAUAUCUUUAAGAUAUAGAGGCAAAUUAGUUUCCUUUUGGUUUAGAUUCUCCUGAGAAUUUAAUGCUUUGAAUCCACUCGUGAUAGACGCCAUGGUUGAUCUCAGACAAGGUCCUCUAACACAAUGGGCAUGGAACAUUGAGGUUGACCAACAUUGCAGCUGCAACAAAUAUAAAUGCUUCAGCUCGUUUUUUAGAAGCAUUAAAUGUCUAACAAUAUGCAGAUGGUUU
Messenger RNA from Hibiscus syriacus, 3122 nucleotides. RefSeq names its product F-box protein At2g39490-like. The record is from RefSeq and is a predicted model, not a curated record. The coding region runs from base 124 to 1662 and encodes 512 amino acids. NCBI's taxonomy places the organism in Eukaryota, Viridiplantae, Streptophyta, Magnoliopsida, Malvales, Malvaceae. The transcript has 6 exons. Gene Ontology annotation, molecular function: protein binding.